AUGCAGGUGCCACUCUUCAAGCUGCAGUGCGGUGUCAAUAGUUACGAUUGGGGGAAACUUGGAUCCGAAUCUGCGGCGGCGAAGUACGCUGCGGCCACUCCCCCCGCCGGUUUCUCUGUCCAGAAUGACAAGCCCUAUGCAGAGUUGUGGAUGGGCACUCAUCCUUCCCUCCCUUCUAAAGACAUCGAGACCGAUCGAACCCUCUCCGACCUUGUCCAGGCAAACCAAGCCUUGCUAGGCCCUGAGAUCUAUGAGAAAUACAAUGGAAAGCUCCCGUUUUUAUUUAAGGUUCUCUCCAUUGGGAAAGCUCUUAGUAUCCAAGCGCACCCUAAUAAGAGGCUUGCCGAAAUACUCCAUCAGAGAGACCCCAAAAACUAUCCAGAUGACAACCAUAAACCCGAAAUGACUAUUGCCAUCACCCCUUUCGAGGGGCUGUGCGGUUUCCGUCCCUUGGCUGAAAUUGUGCAUUUUCUCCAAACCAUUGAGCCCCUGCGCCAAUUGGUGGGUGAGAAAGCUGCUGAAGAUUUUGCAAAAGUUAUUAAUACCGGAGAUUCUGCUGCGAAUGAAAAAAAUAGGGCCGCAUUGCGUGUCCUUUUCACGACACUAAUGCAGUCAUCUCCAGAAUCCAUCAAACAUGCCAGUGAAAAGCUUGUCAAAAUCGCAAAGGAUUCACCUGACACCUUUGCUGUUUCUGAACGUUCACCAGCCACAAACCCCAGCAAUCCCCCUGAGCUGGCAGCGCUUGUUGUUCGACUCAAUGGGCAAUUUCCCAAUGACAUUGGGCUCUUUGUUCUUUUCUUUCUCAAUUUCAUCAAGCUGAACCCUGGUGAAGCCAUGUUUCUGAAGGCCGAUGAUAUUCACGCAUAUAUCAGUGGCGAUAUUAUUGAAUGCAUGGCAUCUUCUGACAAUGUUGUGCGAGCAGGCUUCACCCCAAAAUUUAAAGAUGUAUCCACUCUCACCAGCAUGCUCACGUAUUCGUAUGCGCCAAUCGAGGAACAAAAAAUGCACCCCACCGAUUACCCAUAUGUGACGCUAAAUACCACCUCAUACACUAGUAGCUCUUCGUCUCUGCUCUAUGAUCCCCCAAUCGAGGAGUUCAGUGUGGUGAAGACGGAUUUAAACCGCGCGGGCGCAAAGGCUACCUUUGAGCCUAUUAGCGGGCCAAGCAUUAUCAUUUGCACCAGUGGCAGUGGCCGCAUUAGCAUCGGAGAUUCCAAAAGCGAAGAAGUCAAGGCUGGGCACGUCUUUUUUGUUGGGGCCACUGCGGAAUGUGUCCUAGAAAAUACCGGGGUUGCAGGAGACGAUGCCCCUUUUACGACCUUUAAAGCUUUUUGCGAAAUUCAUUUGGAAGAAGGGAACAAGACGGCUGCUUAG
Messenger RNA from Ophidiomyces ophidiicola, 1374 nucleotides. RefSeq names its product Mannose-6-phosphate isomerase (gene PMI1). Gene Ontology annotation, molecular function: zinc ion binding; mannose-6-phosphate isomerase activity. Bases 1 to 1374 code for a protein of 457 amino acids. Gene Ontology annotation, biological process: carbohydrate metabolic process; GDP-mannose biosynthetic process. The transcript is spliced from 5 exons. The record is from RefSeq and is a predicted model, not a curated record. Gene Ontology annotation, cellular component: cytosol. NCBI's taxonomy places the organism in Eukaryota, Fungi, Ascomycota, Eurotiomycetes, Onygenales, Onygenaceae.